UGAGGUGAAGAAGGAGCUGCACGAUGCUCAGGAAGAUCCACUCAAUAUUUCACCCCAACUCCCGCAGGAGAAGCCUGUCGGAUGGGAUCCCUACUUGUGAUGGCUCUGCAGUCCGGUUGAUCCGCAGCACCUCUAUGUAUGUGCUUGGAGAUGAGGAUAAUAAGUUCAGUGAGCCUUUGAAAAAAAGCAAAAGUGCGACCAGCCUGGAUUCAGUUGCCUGCCUCCAUCUGAAGGAAGAAGAACGGGCAUGGAUGUACUCAAAGACUCAAGACUGUUUGCAGUACUUGCAAGAUUUGCUAGCUUUGAGGAAAAAAUACAUUGAGAGCAUCAAAGAUCUGAAGUCCAGUGACAGGGCAUCUGAUAUUUCCUCAGUGUCUACAAAAUCUUCCAAGACGAGACAAAAGUCACCAGCCACACCUCCACCUAUACAGUCUUCCAAGAUCUCAGCAGAGAGAAAAGCCUCACAGCUCAAUUCAGACGUAACCGAGGCAAUAGCUUAUUUUGACUCAAUUAUUGCCGAGCUAGACGCAGAAAGGCAUCGAAAAAUUGUUGUGAGGGAUCAUCCGCCACACGCAGAUGUUGAUUUUGACGUCAUUGCUAGCUCACGGGAGCACAGCUUGCAUUCCAACUGGAUUCUACGUGCCCCUCGGAGAUGUUCCCAAGAUGCUGUCCAAGGAGGAAAGACGACAAGCCAAUCGGAGAGAAACAGCCAUGGAAGAACAAUUUGCUCCAGAAAGAAACUAGAAAGAUAUCCAAUAUAUCUACCUAAGGCUGUGGAGGGAGCAUUCAAUACUUUGAAGUUUAAACCCAAAGUGUGCCCGAAAGUACUGCUCUGAUCUGGAAGUAAAAUGAAAUGCCCAACAUGGAGUUCCUUACAU
This is a messenger RNA of Lacerta agilis (Sand lizard), 878 nucleotides long. RefSeq names its product chromosome 3 C13orf42 homolog (gene C3H13orf42). NCBI's taxonomy places the organism in Eukaryota, Metazoa, Chordata, Lepidosauria, Squamata, Lacertidae. The record is from RefSeq and is a predicted model, not a curated record. Bases 24 to 836 code for a protein of 270 amino acids. The transcript is spliced from 3 exons.